Camelina sativa (false flax) is the source of this 1903-nucleotide messenger RNA. Its product is annotated as bifunctional enolase 2/transcriptional activator. The record is from RefSeq and is a predicted model, not a curated record. Gene Ontology annotation, cellular component: phosphopyruvate hydratase complex. NCBI's taxonomy places the organism in Eukaryota, Viridiplantae, Streptophyta, Magnoliopsida, Brassicales, Brassicaceae. Gene Ontology annotation, molecular function: phosphopyruvate hydratase activity; magnesium ion binding. Gene Ontology annotation, biological process: glycolytic process.
CCCAAAGUUACUUGGGCAAGAGAGCAAGAGCUAAAAAAAAAUGUAAACCUAGCCAUUUGGUCAUCUGCAAAGGUCGGCUGCGUGCGACGCAGCGUUUUAACGUUUUCCAUUUUUAUUUUAUUUUAUAAGAUCGUACGGCGAUUAAUAGUUUUAAUCCGACGGCAAUAUAUAUACGAAGCUAAAGCCUAAAGAAUCACAUUAGUGUAAACUGUAAACCAAAGCUUUGCCAAGUGUUCAGUGUUCUUGAUCAAAAAUUUUGUAUAAGAUCUAAUCAAACAAAUGGCUACUAUCACUGUUGUGAAAGCUAGGCAGAUCUUUGAUAGCCGUGGAAACCCUACCGUCGAGGUCGAUGUCCACACAUCCACCGGCGUUAAGGUCAGAGCUGCUGUUCCUAGUGGAGCUUCCACUGGAAUAUACGAGGCUCUUGAGCUGAGGGAUGGAGGAUCAGACUAUCUUGGAAAAGGUGUCUCAAAGGCUGUUGGAAAUGUUAACUCAAUCAUUGGCCCGGCAUUGAUUGGCAAGGACCCAACUCAGCAGACUGCUAUUGACAACUACAUGGUUCACGAACUUGAUGGUACCCAAAACGAGUGGGGAUGGUGCAAGCAAAAGCUUGGCGCCAAUGCAAUUCUUGCUGUUUCUCUCGCCGUCUGCAAGGCUGGCGCUGUUGUCAAUGGAGUUCCUCUCUACAAGCACAUUGCCAAUCUUGCUGGUAAUCCAAAGAUUGUGCUGCCAGUUCCUGCCUUCAAUGUCAUCAACGGUGGAUCCCAUGCAGGAAACAAGCUUGCAAUGCAGGAGUUCAUGAUUCUCCCUGUUGGAGCUUCAUCCUUCAAAGAAGCCAUGAAAAUGGGUGUGGAAGUCUACCACAACUUAAAGUCUGUGAUUAAGAAGAAGUACGGCCAGGAUGCAACAAACGUUGGUGAUGAAGGUGGCUUUGCACCAAACAUUCAGGAGAACAAGGAAGGUCUCGAACUGCUCAAGACUGCCAUCGAGAAGGCUGGAUACACUGGCAAGGUUGUCAUUGGAAUGGAUGUUGCUGCAUCUGAGUUCUACUCAUCAGACAAGAAAUACGACUUGAACUUCAAAGAAGAGAACAAUGAUGGUUCUCAGAAGAUUUCUGGAGAUGCUCUAAAGGACCUGUACAAGUCAUUCGUUUCAGAGUACCCAAUUGUGUCCAUUGAAGACCCAUUUGACCAAGACGAUUGGGAGCACUAUGCUAAAAUGACCGCUGAGUGUGGCGAGAAAGUUCAAAUUGUCGGUGAUGAUCUCUUAGUCACCAACCCCAAGAGGGUUGAGAAGGCAAUUAAGGAAAAGUCUUGCAAUGCUCUUCUUUUGAAGGUUAACCAAAUUGGAUCUGUAACCGAGAGUAUCGAGGCAGUUAAGAUGUCAAAGAGAGCUGGUUGGGGAGUAAUGGCCAGUCAUCGUAGUGGAGAGACCGAGGACACCUUUAUUGCUGACUUAUCUGUCGGUUUGUCAACCGGGCAAAUCAAGACCGGAGCUCCUUGCAGAUCAGAGCGUCUUGCCAAAUACAACCAGUUAUUGCGAAUUGAAGAAGAGCUUGGAGCAGAGGCAGUGUAUGCAGGAGCCAACUUCCGCAAACCCGUCGAGCCAUACUAGAGAGACAGAGACUCAAAACAAAUCUGAGAGUUUAAUUGAUACUGUACUUGAGGUUUUUAAAAAGGCUAAAUAAAGGAUUUGUGUCUCAGCUGAAAUGGUUUGGUUCUACUUUCUGGUAGAGAAGCCUGAACAAGAAGACUGUUGGAUUUCAUGUGAGUUCUGCCUUUUCAAAAGACAGUAGCCUUACUUUAUAUUAAUGUUAGAGCUUUUGUUUUGUUAUCUCGUGUUUCUUUACGAGAUUCACAAGGUCACAUGUCUCUUUGAUAUAUAUUACACAAUCUAACGUAAA